Messenger RNA from Effrenium voratum, 357 nucleotides. The record is from the annotation of a GenBank genome assembly. Lineage: Eukaryota; Dinophyceae; Suessiales; Symbiodiniaceae.
AUGGAAUCACCAACAGCUUUCUUUGGUGCUGUUCCACUGGGCGAGCCGCAAGAUGGUCCUCCGAGUGUCCACACCAGGGUGCAUGACUAUAUGAACCUGAUGAGGCGCCGUGGUCUCGCUUGUCUUCGUGGUCUGCACCGUGGGCUUCUGCGGUCGGUGCUGGGCAGCGGGCUGGACAUCGAGGCGGCGGAGCAGGGGCGAGGCCUGCGGAGAGGCGCGCCGCAGCUGGGCGGCGAAGAGGUGGUCAUGGAUUUAAGUUUGCGAGGCAGCGGUUUUUCUGGGGGCCGCUUUUGUCUUGAAGGGAAGCUGAAGCCGUGGAACCUUUUUUCUUCCUUGUUUUUUGAGGGGGAGCCCUAG